AAGGACUCGCAAAAUAAAAUUGUACAGCUCGCUGGGCGCCUGUUCUUCAUAAUCAGACUGAAAAACAUCUGACAUCUGCCAUUCUUUUUUCCAUUGGAAAGCUGCACUCGACAAAAGUGUCCAUUGAUCAACUACCAUUUAGCUUCUGAAAACACAAGGUUUGUGGUCGUUCCUUGUUUCUUGAUGGCCUGCACCUGCAGUGUAAGCUCCGGAUGGAACAGUCCUUGGAGAUUAUUUGACUGGAACAGAAGCAAAAGCAAGGAGCCCAAGCAAGACCACAAAUAUCAUGAUGCUGACCUUCCUUUCCCUCCAACCCUGCUUUCGAAAACCUUCUUAGCAGGUAGGGAGCUCAAGUGCUGCUACAAGGCAUCCAUUGAUGGCUUUAGUGCAACCUCAUUUCAUAAAAAUUGUGAUUUCAAGGGGCCUUGCGUGAUCAUAGGCUACACUGACAACUCCUUCAAGUUUGGUGGAUUCAACCCUGAAGGUUACAGAAGCACAGACGAUUACUAUGACACGUUUGAUGCAUUUCUUUUCUAUUGGAAGGGUGACGCGUAUGCUGACCCAAUCAUACUUCCUAAAGUUGGAGGAAGUGGGGCAGCCCUAUUUGAUUAUGCAAGGGGAGGACCUCAGUUUGGCGCAGAUGGUCUCCUGAUUGGACCUCCACUAACCCCAGUAAUGGGGGUUUUCACAGGACCAGAUGCCAGUUCUGGAGUAGGUGACCUUCGACAGGCCAAGUCUCGACUCGGGCUGUCCUACGCUAAAAGGGAGGAUGGAAAGGAGUCUCUGUUUGGAGAAGAAUCCAAAGCAACUCUUGAUGAAGUACUAGUCUUUUGCAGUCCUCAAAUUGCAAACUUAUAUUAGAAAAAAACUAUUAUCGUCUGUCAGUAUUAAUAUUGA
Messenger RNA from Nymphaea colorata (pocket water lily), 897 nucleotides. RefSeq lists its product as uncharacterized. The coding region runs from base 184 to 861 and encodes 225 amino acids. Lineage: Eukaryota; Viridiplantae; Streptophyta; Magnoliopsida; Nymphaeales; Nymphaeaceae. The record is from RefSeq and is a predicted model, not a curated record. The transcript has 2 exons.